This is a messenger RNA of Carassius carassius (crucian carp), 3219 nucleotides long. Its product is annotated as transcription factor MafB-like. The coding region runs from base 229 to 1164 and encodes 311 amino acids. Gene Ontology annotation, biological process: regulation of transcription by RNA polymerase II. Lineage: Eukaryota; Metazoa; Chordata; Actinopteri; Cypriniformes; Cyprinidae. Gene Ontology annotation, cellular component: nucleus. The transcript has a single exon. The record is from RefSeq and is a predicted model, not a curated record. Gene Ontology annotation, molecular function: DNA-binding transcription factor activity, RNA polymerase II-specific; RNA polymerase II cis-regulatory region sequence-specific DNA binding.
CUUUCUUUUCAACACAGCUACAUCCUGCGCUGUUCUCCGAGAGACCAUCUGAAACUAAAAAGCGACUCGCAAACUUUCUGUUGGCUAAGGCGUUUAGGAGGGUGGCUAAAAGAGCUGUCUUGACUUCCAGCGCGAUUUUAUAUGCGAUUAAACCGUUUUUUCAGAACAUUGAUGCAACCUAAACCGCAGUAACAAGUUGUUCGCUUCAUUGAAACAUCAGCAGAAAUCAUGACGGCUGCGCAGCAUCAGCUAAAUUUGGACUACGGUGACUUUGACAUGAGAUUUGAUGUGAAAAAGGAGGCUGCAGCUUUGGGACCGGACCGCUCUUUUAUCCAGCAGUGCGGUGUACACGUGCCAGGCUCCGUGUCCAGCACACCCAUGAGCACCCCGUGCAGCUCCGUGCCUUCCUCCCCGAGCUUCAGCCCAAGCGGACAGAGAAGCGGUGCUGAAGAUCUCUACUGGACCCUGAGCACGGGGGCUUAUCCGCAGCACGCGGAUCCCCACUGCCUUGAACUGACACCCGAGGAUGUCCGGGAAGCCUUAAGUGCCAAUCUCAUGCAUGCACACCCUUCUCAGCUCCACCAGGCAGAGAUGGAGCAUGGAUACAGGAGCAUCGGUCAGUUCCACGCACCAAACAUGCAUCAAUUCCAUCAGCAGCAGUACUCCGACCUCGGCCACAAUCCCGACUUCGCGCACGACAAAAGCGUGGAUCAGUUAAUGCAGCAACUCGACUUUGCACCUCAAGGCGCGACGCACCUCAGGUCGCAUAAUAUCCACCAGCAGACGCACCACAGACGCGGCGAGCGCGCGGAGAGCCGCUUCUCCGACCAGCAGCUGGUGUCCAUGUCUGUGCGCGAGCUCAACCGACACCUCCGCGGCAUGAGCAAGGACGAAAUUAUCCGGCUGAAGCAGAAACGCCGUACCUUGAAAAACCGCGGCUACGCUCAGUCGUGUCGACACAAACGCGUUCAGCUGAAACACAUACUGGAGAACGAGAAGACGAGCCUCGCGACGCAGGUGGAGCAGCUGAAGCACGAGCUCAAUAAGCUGGUGCGCGAGAGGGACGCGUACAAACUCAAAUGCGAGAGACUAGUUGUCGGAAUGAACUGCCAGAGCAAUGGACCCUGUUGUGAAAAUCCCUCAUCGCCUGAAUUUUUGCGAUAGUUCUGCAUAUAUUUAAUGUUGAUAAAGUUUCUCCUUAAUAAUAUAAAAAAACAGCUUAAAAUUGUUUGCUGGUCUGACCAGCAAAACCGUCUUAGACUUCCUUGUUUUUGUCAGCAGAGGAGAAAGUUUUAAUUCUGUUGUUUGGUAUUUUAGCCUAUAUUUUCACUCAACUUUAUCUCUGACAUGUCAAGCUGGUUUUGAUAAUGCAUCUUUUAUCUUCUAGUUUUCACAACAGUCAGUCAUCUCAGCUAUGCAAAUGACAUUUGAACUUUUUGGAAAUAGAUGCAUUGCCUUGGCAAUUUUUGUUUGUUUUAACAUUUUGUAAUAUCUUUAAUUUGCUUCAUUAAUCAACUGUAUUAUUUUUUCCUCAAAACUCUUCUGAAGAGUAGACGAUUGUGAUUUGAAUUUCAUUGUUACCUCCAGAAUAAAUUUUUUAAGAAAAAAAAAAAAGCAUUUGGAUUCCCUUAUUUUUCUUGCACUUCCCCAGAACGCAGUUCAAACUGCGUUUUUGCACAAAACGUACAUAGCAUGGAUGUUUUAUAUGUAACCCAUCAACAGACUGAGAACAUAAGAAAAAAAAACAACAGUUCACAGGUAUGUCUACUCGCAGCAACCUUUGACCUUGCUCAGCGGCUGUUUCCUGAGACAACUGUGUUUCUAAUGACUCGAGAGACUCGGAGAAGAGCUGCACAGCACUGAUUGUACCAAGGUGGAAAUACGCUUUGCUCUCUUCUCCUUAAGAGGAAAGCAAAGGCUAUCCAUCUGAACUGUUUUUUGAUUUCUCUUGAAAAUAAUAGUUUUAUUACGAACUCCAGUAACACCGAAGGAUUUGCUGGAAAGGCCAGCCUAGUAUGACAAACUUUACGAGCAAAAUGAGUAAUCUACACUCUAAACCACAAUGUUGGAACAUUUGCACUUUUGUAAUGAAUCGAAAAUGAUUUAAAGUCACGCGAAUGAAAAAAAGUGAAGCAGUGCGAUACACUUUCACAACACUGACAUAAAUAGAUCUUCAAACACUAGUUGUUAUUUUUGUUUUACACAACUCUUCUUUUCUCGGGAUCCAAACUACAUGUGUGGCAAAACAGCCUUUAACCCUAGACCUUGUUGUCAACUGCUCCUUAACAGUUAGCAAAAGAUUGACCUCCUUGUAAUGACGUGCCACCUGUGCAAUACAGGGUCACAGGUGCAAAAGCAGUUUUUCACUGAGCAACAGCUUCAUGAUCUCUUUCUCAUUCCAAGGUUAGCUUGUCAUUCAUGAGAAUGGUUUUUAUGAAAGCGUUGUAUGGGCUGAUCAAUAGGACUAAUGUGCCAGAAGACUCAUUAGUAACAUUCAUUCAGGAUUUUUCAAAGCACUUAUAAUUUCUCGGGUUCCGAUUGACUCCAUACAAAUGCAUGUAUUUUUUAAAAUGUAGAUAGGGCUAGUCAUUUGUAUCAUUGACGGUGUUUUUUUAUUUUGUGCUGUUCUUGUAGUUGGGAAGACUCUGUGUACAGUGUUUUAUCACUGGAAAAGCAGUGCUGUUGUAAAAGUCGGUAACAACCUUUUCUUGCGCGUGAGAUAUUGUGGCCGUCCCCUCCUUCCCCCACUCUGCCUUUGCCCGAGGGGGAGGGGUAUUGAGUCAGCACUCUGCCCAAGGUGUCUGCUGCUCUGUGGCAUCAGAGGGUCACUGAAACCAGAAAGACUGAGGCAGGAAGAGACCAUGGACAAGCAAAAGUGCAAAAAGAGUUGGUAUUAUUAGACUAACAGAGGCUGUCAAAUUCUGGUAGUAAAAUGGUAGUUAUGACUCUGUAUGAGUUGGGUUUAAACUAUUUAUUGAACAUAUACAUGCACACUGUGUUAAUGUUUAGUAUGAGUUUGCCAACUUGCCACAUUGUACAGCAACUGCAAGUUAUACUUAAGUUUAAGAACUAUUUAUUCUGUUUAUUGAUGAUGAUUAUUAUUAUUACAUUUAUAAACUUAUAGAUUAUAUAAUUAUAAAUGUAUAAUUUAUUAAGAAUGUAAUUUAUUAUUGUACUAUUUUGCUGUUACAGUCAUCUAAUAAAAUAAAUACAAUUAUA